Polychytrium aggregatum is the source of this 1975-nucleotide messenger RNA. RefSeq lists its product as uncharacterized. The coding region runs from base 102 to 1871 and encodes 589 amino acids. The transcript has 4 exons. The record is from RefSeq and is a predicted model, not a curated record. NCBI's taxonomy places the organism in Eukaryota, Fungi, Chytridiomycota, Chytridiomycetes, Polychytriales.
UUUCUUCAGAUAGCUCCCAACUGCCUCUUCGCUGUCUCUUCCCUUGCUCUCCCGGUGCAUUUUUGAGCAGAGUAAUCCCCAAGAGAGACCUUUCUUGAUCCAUGCCGCCAAACCGCACGACUCCACGUCCAAAGCCUGCUCGCCGUUCGAGCAGGAACGAUGACGACAGCCAGGACCAUGGCCGACCUGCCGCAUCAGUCCUCUCCAAUCUGAAUGAGCAUGUUGCAUCUCUCCAACGUGCCGAGCCCGGCGACCAGAGCUGGAGCCCCUUCAACUCGGUCGGCGGAAGCCCCGUGAUUGUCCAUUGCGGCCUCAAGGACAUUGUUGCCCUGGAUGACCAAUCAUUCCAUGGCUCAAGCUCGGACCUCGAGCUGUGGGAAACUCAAGACGACUCCGAUGUGGAGCACGAAGUCCUGAACCAGUUUCUGGAGUCCAUCCAAGCCGUCCCCACCGGCACGGAUAGUCUCAAGUCAACCUCCUCGAGCGACAGCAAAGGCUUGAGUUGCGAGUCGUCGCGUAUCUCUUCUCUUUCGUCCUUUGCCGAUAGCAAGUCCGAGCCCGGGACAAUCGCGAGCCAGCCCUCCCUCAUCGACCCUGUCCCUUCGCCAAAUGCAAGACUUGCUCCCAACCAACCCGGCAUCAUCGCCAGCGAAGCUACUGAUGCUGGUGACCGCCCAGCCACCAAAGACUGUCCGCGCAUAAGCCUUGGCACGUCAGAGUCCGUCGAGUCUGUCGAUCCUUGUGAAGUGCCGGAGGAGUUCCUCGUGCCCGACUGCGACGUCGAUCCAGACUUUUCGCUUGUGGGUCAGUCUAGCUUUGCCAAAGGCUCCUCUGCGGUCGAUAUGUCCUCCUCUAUGGGUAGCGAUACGCUGUUCAUGCCUCUCCCGUACAUCGAAACCACCGCUGACGAGCCCAACGACGCUGUCAAGCAACCCGAGCCGAUCGAUUCCCACGGAUCAUCCAAGGAGCCGGGAUCCCAAGGGUCGGUGUCUAGGCUGUUCUCGCUUGACUUUUUGUGCCACAGCAAGGCCCGAGCUGGUUCGACAUCUCUCCCAGACCGCAGCUGGCUCGAGUUCCACCUGUCUGACCGCAAGGCCGCUCGAGCCGGCACAGCAGGCACCGAACGCACCUCGAACUGGCCCGCCCUCAUGGUCAGUGUCGUGCUGUUCCUGUUCGCUGGCGCCCUCUACUCCGGCACUACCGGCUGGACGCCAGCCACAACAGCGUCUGACGGCCAUGCUCAGAGCGACUGGCUUGACUUGGUCCAAGUGCCGUCGUGGAGCCAGCUCUUGGUUUGGACGGAGAAGGAAGCGCCGCCAUGUCACUGGUGCUAUGACGUGGUCCAUGCCUCCUGUUGCCCAGUAGACGGACUCGAGUUCUGCGAACGAGAAGGCCAGACAGAGUGCCCCAAUCUGGGCUAUAUCCGGCCGCCCCCGUCCACCCAAAUCCUGGACCAGUCGUUCUGGGAGACGCUGAUGGAACUGUUGCACACCUUCCGGCGCAACUCCCUUUCCGAGGCGGGCAAGCUCCUCGGCUCGAUCCCUGAGCUGUUCAAUACGAUCUGGAAGGUCGACUAUCUGCCGUCGGCUCGAGGAAUCGUCGACUUGGACUGGCUCAAGCAGUUCAUGGCCUUUGUGAGCGAAUACAUCAAGACGGAAUGGAGAAACGAGUACGACCGAGAAAAGAUGCGAUUCAGGCGCGCAUGGAGCUUCAUGUCCAGACAAGGCGAGAGCGCCAGACAGAUUUAUGAUGGAAUUUAUGACCGCAUUUACGACGGCAUUUCCAACACCCACAUCGACAUGAACGUGCUGAACCUCCAGGAGGUAUUCGAGAAACUCAAGAGCGCCACCGGCUUCAAACAGGACGUGUAAGGUCCCGAUAUGGCUGAAGCCAACAUCGGCCAGCCAGCGACCACUGCUGUCGGUACGUAUUGUAGCUUAGUUGGACUCGGAGGGGAGCGCUCCGGCUGAAUGGG